This is a messenger RNA of Vidua macroura (Pin-tailed whydah), 1044 nucleotides long. It is a transcript of the gene ARMH1, whose product is annotated as armadillo like helical domain containing 1. The record is from RefSeq and is a predicted model, not a curated record. Lineage: Eukaryota; Metazoa; Chordata; Aves; Passeriformes; Viduidae.
AUGACAUCUGUCAAAGAGCAGGAAGCCAUAGCCAUCAUGGUUUUCUUGCAGGAAUGGGAUAGUUGCCCACAAAGUUCCUCAAACAACUGUUGUGUCCUGAACAGCUUAAUUAAAACAAGCUUGCAGUCUUGCAGCCACAGAUACCUUACUGAAUUUCUGGAGACUGGAGGUGUCUUUAUUCCUCUGGAAAUACUGAGGCUAAACCACCUGAAGGAAGAGGACAAAGGAGAAAUUAUAAAGCUGCUGUUGCCCACUGGAGACAGUGGCAGGGAGUAUAAGGAGCUCAUUUGUGAAAGCUGUGGCUCAUCCAGGCACAAAGGUUGGCAUCUCUUUCUCUGCACAAGGGUGCAAGCCCAGACCAAGUUCUUAAACACCUCCAACUCAGCAGAAGGUCAAAAAGAUGCAGAGGUUCUUCUGGACUCUUUGGGCCACAGCAGCCCCUAGUACCAGAGCCAAGAUUCCCAAGGCCUCGAAGCUGUGCUGUUGUGUACCUCCCCCCAAGUCCCGCACGGGGCUCUGCAGACACUCAGGGUCAUGCAGGAUAUGACGGGAGAUGUGCCCUGUCUGUUCAUGGAGCCCAUGCUGGGUGUGCUGUGCUCAGUACACCUGGAGGUCGAGUACAAAGGUAAGAUCUGUCUACCCACCCUGGGCGGUGUGGGGCUAGCCUGGGUAAGUGCGCCGGGGGCGAAGGGCAGGCACAGCAGGUCUGUGUCGAGCGUCCCCGGGGCCCCGAUCCUGCCGGGCUGCGACCGAUACGGGCCCGGGCGGGGAGGGGCGUCUUAUUCGUAUUCAGGAAAAUUUGCAUACCCAGGGUGCACCGCGCGGGGGUGCCGCACACACCGUCAAGUUCGGGCCGCUGCUCCCCGGUACCGCUGGUCCGGUGCAAGGCCGAGCUCUGACCGGUGCCGGGACAAUGGGACGAGGCAGAUGAAGGUCGAACCUGGGUGCAACUGGCGUCGCUAUAUCUUAGCGGGGACAGCCAUGAAUGGAGCAGAUUACGCCUCCGGUGGCUUAGAAAGCUUAGGCAUGUAUGCGGUGUACUAG